CCCGUUGACGGCCCUACCUGUGAGGCGUUUCCCAAUGGACUUUACCUUGUCAGCGCGUACCGGAAGGGGAAGGAAGUCUUGUUGUAUCGUUCUGCAUUUACCAGCGAUAGAGCCGCACGAAGAUGGCUGAUUCCCCAGCAUCCGACAGUUCCCAAGGGUCCGCAGACGACUCAAACGCCCAACAGGCGACCGCGAAAGCGCCGGCACUCAAGGACAAAGAAUGCCACUUCUGUCACCAACACUUUACCUCGUCGUCCCUAGGUCGGCACCUUGAUCAAUUUCUCUCCAAAAAGAAGCCGGAUGGUAUACACGAUGUGGAAGAGAUCCGCAGGCUGCGUGGUGGGAUCACGCGGCGCACAGCACGAAGCUCGCGGAAGGACAAGGAUAAGAAAGAGCAAGGCGAUUCAGUAUCCUCGCAAGCCUCUCCAGCCCCAGGCAUGCAGGUGGACGCUGUCCCGACCAACAUUACCGACUUGAAUCGUGUUCCUCCUGGUGGAAUGCAUGUCCGGUUGAACAGGCUGAACUGGCAGGCGACGGGAGUGAUCACUGACCCAACCACGCUCGAUUCACCUGUUACUGCCGUGCCUCCCACUCCUGCAGCUUUGUCAAGUCCGUCAGGCGUCAAGCGAAGCUUCUCUACCUAUGUGCAAGACCUGAAUCCUGGAUCCAAUGCUGAGACGACCCGCGCACUCGAACUCGCUCUACGGGAAGUGCUCGAUUCUUUGCGCGCUGCUACGAAGCAUGCCUCUCCGCAACCAUCGCCCUUCAAAUUCGACAUCCAGUCUCAGACGUAUCCUUCUCUGUGCCUGAAACUGCUCCCCGCGCCUGCCACUCUGUUCCAAGUCUCGCCGUUUUCCACCCCACAAUCCAUACCGAUUUCGCCUCCAGGACCUGACCAGCUCCAACCGCUCCGACAGAAGCUAUCUACGACGAUUGACUUCUGGAAAUGGCAGGCCCUGCGACUUUCGCAGCCAACCACCUCCAACAUCGCAGAAGAAGCGGACUUUUUGAGUCGGAACGCGGCCCAAUGGACCGAGUCGACGCUCAACCACCUCGAGGUCUGCUACCAGAACUGGAUGGUGCAUCCGAUCGAAGUGCGCAAUCUACUGUGGCAGGUCGAGCUGUUGAGGUCAUACAACACCGAACAGCAAAGGGUGGCGGAGCUGGAAGAGAAACUCGAGUCUCUGCAGCAGGAAACCAAUCAGCUCCAGCAGCAAGUGGAAUAUUUGUCCCGCUGCCAGUGGCCCAGGGAGAUGGCGCUGUGGCCGCCUGAGCGGAGGACCUUUGGACCCUCCAUGCGCGAAGAGUUGCGGCUGAUCAAUCUGAACAAGGUACCUGGCGCUGAGGGGCCCGAAGAAUUGGUCCAGGUGUCGGAUAAUGUCAACACCAGAGGCGAUAAAUGGGACUUUGACAGGCUCGUCAGCAAGUGGAAAGCGCAUAUCCGAGAGGACAAGAGCAGACGAAUACCGCAGAGUGUCACGCCAGCAGAUGGCGGUGCGAAAGUCGCCGACUUGAAAAGGUCGCAGACCGAACCUGGAGUUAAUGGGCUGUCAAACGGGCAAUCGCCUAAUCACGACGAAAGACGGAAGAGUUCGAGGAGUCAGAAGGGGAACAUCAAUAUAGUGUCUGAUUUUUAAUGAGUAGUAUUAUUCUUUCGAAUGCAGUUUGUACUCUGCAAAAUCAUGUCCAGAGGGAUCCCCGUCCCAUUUUUGGUGUCGAUUCUUUA
Molecule: messenger RNA, 1726 nt
Organism: Exophiala xenobiotica
Lineage: Eukaryota; Fungi; Ascomycota; Eurotiomycetes; Chaetothyriales; Herpotrichiellaceae
Exons: 1
Coding region: 123-1637 (504 amino acids)
Source: RefSeq, a predicted model, not a curated record